Molecule: messenger RNA, 3797 nt
Organism: Panonychus citri (citrus red mite)
Lineage: Eukaryota; Metazoa; Arthropoda; Arachnida; Trombidiformes; Tetranychidae
Exons: 1
Coding region: 127-2418 (763 amino acids)
Biological process (GO): negative regulation of DNA-templated transcription
Cellular component (GO): SWI/SNF complex
Molecular function (GO): nuclear receptor binding; nucleosomal DNA binding
Source: RefSeq, a predicted model, not a curated record
GUUUUCAUUGUUGGAUUUUUGAUUCUCUUGGAUUUUAUUUUCUUUUUUUUUCAAUCAAUUUAAUUAUUUAAAUCAAUUUUUCUUUUUUUGUUUCUUGUUUAAAAGUGACAUUUUCUUUUACUCAUUAUGAGUAACAAUCCAUUUAUUGUCUCGGCUCAUGGUCAUCCGAGUUUUAAUCCGGUGAAAAUUGGAUCAAGAGGAUCUUCUAGUUCGGAAAAUAGGUUAGCCAAACCACCCAAACCUCCGGACAAACCUGUGGUUCCUUAUGCAAGGUACGGUCGAAAAGGGUUUCAAUCGCCUCAGAAACAGAAUGAUGGUAAAGUUUCAAUACAAGGUAUUGAAGAAGAGGAAGAUGGCGAUGAACUUUCGAUUAAACAUAUUGCAAGUGCAAGAUUCACUCGGAAUCAUAAGUUAAUCAAUGAGAUUUUUAGUGACACUGUGGUACCUGAUGUUAGAUCUGUUGUAACAACUGCAAGGAUGAAGGUUUUAAAAAAUCAAGUUCAAUCAUUGACAACACAUCAGAAAAAAUUGGAAGCUGAAUUACAACAGAUUGAAGAGAAAUUUGAUUCAAAGAAGAGAAAAUUUUUGGAAGCCAGUGAAACAUUUCAAGAAGAAAUGAAGAAACGUUGUUUAAUUAAACCAGUUGAUCCGGCAUCUUUUCAGGCAAUGGUUGAUAAAGCUUUCCAACAAAUAAAGAAAGAACAAGCUCAAAAGGAAGAAGCUCGUAAAAAGAAGGAGAGUGAGGAGAGACAAGCGGCACUUUUAGCCCAAGAAAAAGCGGCUACUAUGGACAUACGACCAGUCGACCCAAAUCAACCCGCUCCUGGUCCUCGUUCAUAUCCACCACCUACUACCACUAUUCAUCCAUCUGAGAUGCCCAAUAAUGGGCAAUCACCAAUGAGUCAAACUCCUGUAACAAAUACUGAGACAACCGUUGUUCCAGUUCCAGUGUCUGUCACCACAGCUCCUCCACCGGCUUCCUUACCACCGCCUCCACUUAUAGCUCAACCACCAGUUUCUCAUUCUCAAGUCCACGAUCAAUCUCAACUUGCCCAAGGUCAAUAUACACAAGCUGAGCUUAGACCUCAAUUGCAACAUCAGCAUCAAAUUCAAGCUGAACCGAUUAAUAAGAUGCCUCCUCAUCCAUCAUCUCACAUGGACCCACACAUGUCACACUUGAACCACCAAAUACCAUCAUGGUCUCAACCAACGAUUCCUGAUGAACGCUCCGACUAUCCACCUCAACCACCUCAAUUGGUCCAGGCACCUCCACAUCAUCAACAUUUGCCUCCAGUUGAACAACCAUUACCACCAUUCAAUCAACAGUCAACAUUACAAUCUACUCUUUACUCUCAACACUUGAGUAAUCCUGAGCAUCCAUCAGCUGUUUCUAUCGCUGCUUCUGAAAGCUCUAAUACCACUACUAUUCAAAUUGAAGCUGUUCCAGCUAAUCAAGCCAUGCAACAAACUAAACCGAUUGAUGAUGAUGAUAAACAUAAAAUGGAAAUAGAACCUGUAAUUAUGCCUGACCCUCCAAAGAUCGAUAUGCUUAAAUCAAAAGAUGAGAAGAUGGAUAUUGACGAAUCAAAGGAUCAAGAUAACGAAUCGUUUGAAGAUAAAACUGAAAUUGUCAUCACCCCGGUUCCCGCUAUUGAACCAAGGCCCGAAGAAAAGGAUAAACACUUACAGCCUUCUCAUUCUAUGCAUCAACCUCAUCAGAUGAUUCCUCAUCCUUCCAUCCCAGAACCAUCCGUUCAACCUCAUCAAGAACCUCAACCAGUGGCCCAACAGGUUCAUCCUGAAGCACAACCUGAGUUACAAUCAACACCUCAUCAGCAUUUGCCGAAUCCUGACCCACAACCACAACCACAAAAUCAAUUAGAUCAAACUCACCAAUUCCAAACAAACCACCCAUCACAAUUGCCACCACCACCACCACCGAUUGCUCCACAGAUACCACCUGAAUUACCACCUCAGGUAACAACUGAACAUGAGCCCCAGUUGCAAUCUCAACCUUCCCAGCAAGAGUUUGUUCAAGAACAACAACAACAAGUUCAGCAGGCAGAACUUCAACAACCGCAACCACAACCACAACCUCAACCACAACCUCAACCACAACCUCAACCACAACCUCAACCUCAACCUCCACCUCCACCUCAACAUCCACCACUUCAAUCACCACCACAACCAGAACAAGAUUCAUCACUAUCCCAACCUCAACCUGAACCACAGAUCCAACUACAAUCUGAACCGCAUCCAGAACCAACUCCUACACCACAGGAACAACCUUCCCAUCAAUCGCCACCACCAGUUCCUCCUCAACAACCACAACCACAACCUCCAACAUCAGCACCAACUUCAAGUGAUGACAAUGACCAAGCUCCAGCCCAGGAAUCAGAGCCGACCCCAUCUACUUGAAAAUUCCCUCAAGUAAAUCACAAUUAGCACAAUUAAAUAAUUUGACUUGAUCCUUGUUCCAAAUAGUUUUUCACCAACAAUCAAAUUAAUUUGAAAUAAUGAAUCACUUACGGUAACAAUACAAGACAAGAAACAAAAAAAAGAAACAACCACAAAUUAAAUUUUUGAUUUUUAAAUGAGAAUCAAUUUUUUUUACUAAACCCAAUUAACUGUAAUCACAUUAAUUGAGAAUCCCUUGUAAUUUUAAUGGAUUGAUUGGAUUUUUUUCUUCAUUAAAAUUACAUCGAAACAAAAGGAAAAACAAAGAAUCAAAAUGUCAACACAACCGAAGCAAAGAAAUAGAAAAACAUUGUUAGGUUGAUUUUUUAUUCUUCUCUCAACAAUUAAGUUUAACUCUCGAAUAUUAAUUGACAAUCCAACUUAAAUUUAUGUCACAACCAUUUUUAAAAUUGUAAUUACACUGAAACUUUUAAUUACCACAAGGAAGAAGACGAUUAACAUGUAAAUGGAAAAAAAGAAGCCAUCGGAACCAGCGAACGGUACAAAUGUACCCGAAUAUUGUGUCUGGUUGAAAAUUGGUUCGAUUACAUUAACACAGUUCGAUAAGAUGGUCCUCGAAACCGAGAAAGAAUGGAUAACCGAUUCUAUAAUUAACGCUUGUCAAUAUUUACUACAAAAAGAGUAUCCGAACAUCGGAGGAUUUCAAGAUGUCCUAUUGACCCAAAUUCAAGGAUUCCAACCAGUGGAAGGAAAAUUUGUCCAAAUAUUAAACGAAAAUCAGAACCACUGGUUCACCGUAUCAAAUAUUUACCGUUCUGAGCCUUCCCAUGUUUCCAUCUACGAUUCAAAAUGUAACGAUCGUAAAGACUAUACCGAUGAGACCCUGAAGCCAGUGUUCGCCAUGUUACCCAACGUUGGUGCGAUUAAAUUUUACCAAGAACAAGUUACCCAACAAUGUGACAAUUCUCAGUGUGGUUUAUACGCGAUCGCUUUCGCGAAGGCACUUUGUUCAUCCCGUAAUCCAGCUGAUAUCCUAUUCUCAGACGAUCCAUCGGUACUGCGAAAACAUCUAAUUAACUGUCUACUUAUCGGUCGAAUCAGAAAUUUCCCCCAAGGAUCAAAAUCACCAGUCGCUGAAUUUAUGAGACCAAAAAGUAACAUAAAGGAUUGAUUGGAACAAAAAAAAAAGAUUCUCCUAAUUAAAUCACUUCGAAAAGAGAUUGAAAGACAAAAGUGUUUCUAAUUGUUGAUCCAAUUUCCAAUUCCCUAUUAAUCGCUAUUCUAACAACACCCAAUAUUAUAAAUCGAAACCAUUACAAUUUAAUUUCUUUCAUUUCAAUUUCUCUUCCAAUUUAAAUAAAAACAAUUGAUUGAAGUUA